Bemisia tabaci is the source of this 6174-nucleotide messenger RNA. The record is from RefSeq and is a predicted model, not a curated record. Lineage: Eukaryota; Metazoa; Arthropoda; Insecta; Hemiptera; Aleyrodidae.
UCGAGCAGAACAUGGCGCCAGCUCUCCUAUUUACAUUACGGCUCUAUGUAAUCUAUGCAGAUCUUGAGCGCCGAUCAGAACAUCGUGCAUGAUAUUAUAACUGAACAGCCUGUCCGGUGUGGCCAUGCUCAACGAAUGGCGGAUGACAGAUUGCCUAAGAAGGGUCUAGAAUGGGUCCCUCCGAAAAGAAGACGUAAGGGACAUCCAGCAAAAUCGUGGAUCGGUGGCAUUGAAGAUGAAAUUAUAAAUAUCGCAAAGCACGCCACGUCGGCGCCGCUGAAUUUCGGGGUUCUUGUCUUCUCGGAUUAUGAUGUUUCCUGUCUUAACUACCUAUGUCAUUCGAAGCAUCGCAUACUUCGAUCCCGCGGGUACCCGUAUCCAGUGGCGUGGCGUGAAUGAUCGAUUAUCGAUAUUUUCCCAUCUGAAGCUAUGUUAAAGAAUCUAUGAUUAAGGUUUUCGUUGCGAACACCCUGUGCAGUGUACAUAGAUCCUCGUCCAUAGGUUUACAUGACAGAUCAAUCGAUUUAUCGCAACAAAUAUCUCUCCGUCUUUCAAUCCCUCUAUCGAAUACCUACUACUAUAAUCGGUCGUCCAAAGCGUUGCUUACAAAUCUUGAAAUUUAUUCUGUUCAGGAUUUUGGAUGGAGAACGCCGAAGCUAAAAAUCUAACGGAAAGAGCACUCAGCAAUCAGCACACCUGAAGACUACAAUCCAGUGAAUCCACCAAUCGAUAAAAGUGUGAAGGAUCCCCAGGGAGACGUGUCGAGGAUUUAUUGCACGAGCCCUUCAAUGCAGGCCGUGCCUGAAGCAAGCACCAGCUCGGAGUCUAGCGGUAUGUCUGGCAACCCAUCUUCCCACUCCGUAGAAAGUAACCUUGAAGAUUCCGACAAUCCCCGACUCGCAUCAGUAGAAGAGACCCAAGAAACCUUCCUCUCGUCCAUCUUCGAUUGUCCCUCCGCUCUUCCCCCCAAAAUCGAAUGCGAGGAUGAAAAAGUUGAUGCAAGUUGGACUAACCAGCUACGUACAAGUAUUGACAUUAAGAGUGAACCCACUCCCCAGACGGAUGGGUCAGAACUCAGGUUGGGACGAGGAGGAGCAGAACACGAUUUGGAGAAUGAUAUUCGUGAUUUUCUCCUAAUAACAGAGCGAGUGAAGAGAGAGAACAUGAGCACUCCACUUCCCGACGAAUGUAAUGAAAAUUUGCUUGACGUAUCACUCACGAAUAUUGAAAUUAAGAGUGAACCCCCUGCCCAAACAAACGAAGCGGAAUCCAAGUUGGGAAAAGCAAAAAGAGAACUCGAUUUGGACUUAAAUUAUAGAGAUAGUGUCUCGAUGGCAGAGCGAGUAAAGAUAGAAAACAUUGAGACUCCCCAUCCCGACGAAUGUGAUGAAAGUUUGGCUGACCAGUUACAUACGGAAAUCGAAAUUGAGAGUGAGCCACCUCUCCAAAUGGGUAAGUCUGAAGUUAGGUUGUAUAAUAAGGACGGAGAGCUCGAUUCGGAGGUUGAUUUUCGUGCUUUCGUCCCGAAGAUAACGUCACUGAAAAGAGAGAGCAUCGGCACUACCUAUCUCGGACAGGCCGAAGAGAACGUAGGCAAGAGAACGAGAACCCUUGCAAACGGUGAAAAAAGGAACGCUCGACACAUACAUGUAAAUAUGAGUACAGUAUCCAUGAGAGAUUCGAAAAAAAUGAAUGCCAAACAAUCAAUAUGCAAUGUUUGCGCUACAUCUUUUACUACGAAAACCUCAAUGGCGCGACAUAUUCAAAUAAAAAGUGGCGAGAAACUAUUCAGUUGCAGUCAUUGCUCCUCCUCUUUCAGUAUGAAACACAAUCUCAAGGUACAUAUGCGAAUGCACACUGGCGAGAAACCAUUCAGUUGCAGUCAUUGCACGGCAUGCUUUGCUCACGAACAUUCUUUAACGGAACAUGUUCGCACGCAUACUGAGGGGAUAUCAUUCAGUUGCAGUCAUUGCUCCUCCUCUUUCAGUAUGAAACACAAUCUCAAGGUACAUAUGCGAACGCACACUGGCGAGAAACCAUUCAGUUGCAGUCAUUGCACGGCAUGCUUUGCUCACGAACAUUCUUUAACGGAACAUGUUCGAACGCAUACUGGUGAGAAACCAUUCAGUUGCAGCCGCUGCUCCUCCUCUUUCGGUAGAAAAAACAGUUUAGAGAGACACUUGCGGACUCACACUGGCGAGAAAUCAUUCAGUUGCAGUCAUUGCUCGGCCUCUUUUGCUGAGAAAAGUAAUUUGACAAAACACAUCCGGACGCAUACUGGAGAGAAACCAUUCAAUUGCAGUCAUUGCUCGGCCUCUUUUGCUAUGAAAUAUAACUUGACAACACACAUCCGAACUCAUACCGGCGAGAAACCAUUCAGUUGCAGUCAUUGCACGGCAUCCUUUACUCAAAAAGAUGCUUUAACGAAACAUGUUCGAACGCAUACUGGUGAGAAACCAUUCAGUUGCAGCCAUUGCUCCUCCUCUUUCAUUACGAAACAAAAUCUCAAGGUACAUAUGCGAACGCACACUGGCAAGAAACCAUUCAGUUGCAGUCAUUGCUCGGCCUCUUUUGCUGUGAAAAGUAACUUGACAAGACACAUCCGAACGCAUACUGGCGAGAAACCAUUCAAUUGUAGUCAGUGCUCCUCCUCUUUCACUAGUAAAGACAUGCUAAAGAAACACAUGCGAGCGCACACUGGCGAGAAACCAUUCAGUUGCAGUCAUUGCACGGCAUGCUUUGCUCAAAAACAUUCUUUAACGGCACAUGUUCGCACGCAUACUGGUGAGAAACCAUACAGUUGCAGUCAUUGCACGGCCUCUUUUGCUGAGAAAAGUAAUUUGACAUCACACAUCCGAACUCAUACUGGCAAGAAACCAUUCAGUUGCAGUCAUUGCUCGGCCUCUUUUGCUGUGAAAAAUAACUUGACAAGACACAUCCGAACGCAUACUGGCGAGAAACCAUUCAAUUGUAGUCAUUGCUCCUCCUCUUUCACAAGUAAAGACAAGCUAAAGAAACACAUGCGAGCGCACACUGGCGAGAAACCAUUCAGUUGCAGUCAUUGCACGGUAUGCUCUGCUCAAAAAAAUUCGUUAACGGCACAUGUUCGCACGCAUACUGGUGAGAAAUCAUUCAGUUGCAGUCAUUGCUCGGCCUCUUUUGCUGAGAGAAGUAAUUUGACAAAACACAUCCGGACGCAUACUGGAGAGAAACCAUUCAGUUGCAGUUAUUGCACGGCAUGCUCUGCUCGCAAUCAGUCUCUAACGGCACAUGUUUCCACGCAUACUGGUGAGAAACUAUUCAGUUGCAGUAAUUGCUCCUCCUCUUUCAGACGGGAAGAGCACUCAGCAAUCAGCACAUGUGAAGACUCCAAUCAAGUGAAUCCACCAAUCGAUAAAAGUGUGAAGGAUCCCCAGGGAGACGUGUCCAGGAUUUAUUGCACGAGCCCUUCAAUGCAGGCCGUGCCUGAAGCAAGCACCAGCUCGGAGUCUAGCGGUAUGUCUGGCAACCCAUCUUCCCACUCCGUAGAAAGUCGCCUUGAAGAUUCCAACAAUCCCCAACUGGCAUCACUAGAAGAGACCAAAGAAACCUUCCUCUCGUCCAUCUUCGAUUGUCCCUCCGCUCUUCCCCCCAAAGUCGAAUGCGAGGAUGAAAAAGUUGAUGCAAGUUGGACUAACCAGCUACAUACAAGUAUUGACAUUAAGAGUGAACCCACUCCCCAGACGGAUGAGUCAGAACUCAGGUUGGGACGAGGAGGAGCAGAACACGAUUUGGAGAAUGAUAUUCGUGAUUUUGUCCUAAUAACAGCGCGAGUGAAGAGAGAGAACAUGAGCACUCCACUUCCCGACGAAUGUAAUGAAAAUUUGCUUGACCUAUCACUCACGAAUAUUGAAAUUAAGAGUGAACCCCCUGCCCAAACAAACGAAGCGGAAUCCAAGGUGGGAAAAGCAAAAAGAGAACUCGAUUUGGACGUUAAUUAUCGAGAAAGUGUCUCGAUGGCAGAGCGAGUAAAGAUAGAAAACAUUGGGACUCCCCAUCCCGACGAAUGUGAUGAAAGUUUGGCUGACCAGUUACAUUCGGAAAUCGAAAUUGAGAGUGAGCCAUCUCUCCAAAUGGGUAAGUCUGAAGUUAGGUUGUAUAAUGAGGACGGAGAGCUCGAUUCGGAGGUUGAUUUUCGUGCUUUCGUCCCGAAGAUAACGUCAGUGAAAAGAGGGAGCAUCGGCACUACCUAUCUCGGACAGGCCGAAGAGAACGUAGGCAAGAGAACGAGAACCCUUGCAAACGGUGAAAAAAGGAACGCUCGACACAUACAUGUAAAUAUGAGUACAGUAUCAAUGAGAGAUUCGAAAAAAAUGAAUGCCAAACCAUCCAUAUGCAAUGUUUGCGCUGCAUCUUUUACUACGAAAACCUCAUUGGCGCGACAUAUUCAAAUAAAUAGUGGCGAAAAACCAGUCACUUGCAGUCAUUGCUCCUCCUCUUCCAGUAGUAAAUACAAUAUAAAGCAACACAUGCGAACGCGCACUGGCGAGAAACCAUUCAGUUGCAGUCAUUGCACGGCAUGCUUUGCUCACAAACAUUCUUUAACGGAACAUGUUCGCACGCAUACUGGUCAGAUAUCAUUCAGUUGCAGUCAUUGCCCCUCCGCUUUCAGUACGAAACAAAAUCUCAAGGUACAUAUGCGAACGCACACUGGCGAGAAACCAUUCAUUUGCAGUCAUUGCUCGGCCUCUUUUGCUACGAAAAGUAACUUGACAGCACACAUCCGAACGCAUACUGGCGAGAAACCAUUCAAUUGCAGUCAUUGCACGGCAUGCUUUGCUCAAAAACAUUCUUUAACGGAACAUGUUCGAACGCAUACUGGUGAGAAACCAUUCAGUUGCAGUCAUUGCACGGCAUGCUUUGCUCAAAAGUCUGCUUUAACUAAACAUGUUCGAACGCAUACUGGUGAGAAAUCAUUCAGUUGCAGUCAUUGCCGCUCCUCUUUCAGUACGAAACAAAAUCUCAAGGUACAUAUGCGAACGCAUACUGGCGAGAAACCAUUCAAUUGCAGUCAUUGCUCCUCUUCUUUCGCUAGUAAAGACAAUUUAAAGAAACACAUGCGAGCGCACACUGGCGAGAAACCAUUCAGUUGCAGUCAUUGCACGGCAUGCUUUGCUCACAAACAUUCUUUAACGGCACAUGUUCGAACGCAUACUGGUGAGAAACCAUUCAGUUGCAGUCAUUGCGCGGCGUGCUUUGCUCGCAAAUAUUCUCUAAAGGCACAUGUUCGCACGCAUACUGGUGAGAAACCUUAUAGUUGCAGUUAUUGCACGGCAUGCUUUGCUCAGAAAACUAAUUUGAUAAUUCACAUCCGGACGCAUACUGGUGAGAAACCAUUCAGUUGCCGUCAUUGCUCGGCCUCUUUUGCUGAGAAAAGUAAUUUGACAAAACACAUCCGGACGCAUACUGGAGAGAAACCAUUCAGUUGCAGUCAUUGCACGGCAUGCUUUGCUCACAAACAGUCUCGAACGGCACAUGUCUCCACGCAUACUGGUGAGAAACUAUUCAGUUGUAGUCAUUGUUCGGCGUCCUUCCGCGGGAAUGUCACUUUAAAGAGACAUUUGCGAAUGCAUACUGAUGGAAAACUGUACUGAUGCAGUCACUGCUCAUCCUCUUUUCGGCGGAAAAGGCAAUUGAAGGAGCAUACUCCGAUAAACCAUGCAUUUUCACUCAGUGCUCUGCCUUUUUGUCCAGAAAAAGCCGUUUAAAUCAACGCAUACGACACACGCCGGUGUGGGACCUUUUAAUUGUAGGCUUCUCUCAGCUUGGUUCUCAUAAAUAGUUUCUCCAAGGGUACAUAUUCGAUCGCACACCGGAGAAAAACGAUACUCUGAUCAUUGACAAUUUCAAGUUGAGACUAUACAGAUGACGUCAUUUGUAUUUGUGUCAUUCAAGCAAUGUUAAUCUUAAUUAGUUUCGGAGUUCAUUUCCACACUCCCCAUCCGUCUCAUGACUUCGAUUUGCUCGUAAAAUUUUAUAGAGGAAACACGUCGCGCAGUGCUCUAAUUCCUCUCGUGGCUAGAGAACCAAGACAUGUUGAUUAUGAAAGCUUGUUUCUAGUUUUGCUUUUUUCCGAAGUGACUUUCUCUUCAUCAUAUUUUGUAAGAGAAUAUAUUGCAGAUAUUUCCAUUUGAA